This is a messenger RNA of Scylla paramamosain (green mud crab), 2702 nucleotides long. RefSeq lists its product as uncharacterized. Gene Ontology annotation, molecular function: JUN kinase binding; MAP kinase scaffold activity. Gene Ontology annotation, cellular component: cytoplasm. The record is from RefSeq and is a predicted model, not a curated record. NCBI's taxonomy places the organism in Eukaryota, Metazoa, Arthropoda, Malacostraca, Decapoda, Portunidae. The transcript is spliced from 9 exons. Gene Ontology annotation, biological process: JNK cascade; regulation of JNK cascade. Bases 139 to 2433 code for a protein of 764 amino acids.
AAACAGGAAACAGGAGAAGGGGGAAAAAAAUAAUGGUUGGAGUGGACACAAUACCCCCCACCCAGCUUUCCCCCCGACCCCAACCACAACCUGACGGAGGGGGAGGGGGGCGGCUACCCACAUGGGGGGGCGAGGACAAUGCAACGUGGCUGGUGGGGGGCAGGAGGCGGGGGGAGGGAGGUGUUGGGGGGAGGGAGGGAGGAAAAUAAUAAUAAGUUUGAUUCAGUCCCCACCUCCUUCUCCCCACCCUCCCUCCCCAACCUUCCCCAUCACAUCAUCCGCCCCUUCCGCUCUCUCACCUCCUCCCCAACCCUCCCCUCCCCAUCUCCCCCUCCCUCCCCUCCCUUCAGCCACAUCCCACCCUUCCGCUCCCCGUCCCCCUCCCCCUUCUCCCCAACCCACGCCUCGUCCAUCACCCACUCCCCAACCCUCUCCUCCACCCUCCGCGAGCUCUCCCCCUUCCCCUCCCCAGGCUCCUCCCCCUCCGCCUCCCCGACUCUCCCCAAUGAUCUCUCCCCAUCUCAUUUUCACUCUCCCAACUCUCACUCCCUUAAGACCGUCUGUAACCCCUUCCCCUCCCCUUCCCCCUCUCCUCCCCCCUCCCCAAGCCUCGCCCCCUCGGAGUUAGCCCCCCUCGGAAGCAGAAGAAAAGUAGGGAACCGCGGACUCCUAACACGUUGCAGACUGCCUGAGGGGAUGCCUUGCCUGCCCCCCGCCCUCCCCCCAUACGCCAGACGCCCCACGCCCCCUCUCCCCCCUCUGGCGCUCACCUGCGAAGGGCCGCGAGGGGAGGGAGGGGCGCGAGGACCCUCUUUCUUCACUGACCUCUGUGGUUUGUGGCCUGACCUUAUUGUCCGGCUGGCCCAUGACAUCACCCUGGAGUCCCCGUCCCCAGAAGACGCCCCGGAUCCCCCAGACCCCCCCAGCAAAGGCCCUGGGGGUAUUGGUGGGGGCCCUGGGGGAAUUAGGGAGCCGCCUGAGGGGAAGUGCUGUUCGGAUGAGGACCACUGUUGCCCCCAAUUGGUAGGGGAGCAAACCCAGGGGCUCGUACCAUCCCCAGCACCAGAGUCUCCCCCAGGGGCCGGCCUCCCCCAUGGUAUACAAGCCUCCCCCAGCCCUAUAUGUGGCAGUCCAGCUCCCCGGAGGCCUCACCCCCACUCCAGUGCACCGUUAGCCCCUUCAGGCCCCUCCAGCAUGGAUAGCGUGGGGAGUGGAGACCUGGGGGAUGUGAGUACUGGGGAGUUUUUCAGUGGGGAGCUGGAUGAGUUGGAGGGCGGCCGCGGCUCCCCCACUGGGAUCGACGGGGAGCUGGAAGGCGAGGAGGACCCCCACGGCGCCCCCCAGUGGGAUCCUCGCCCCGGGGAGAGGAAAAGGAGACGUCUUCCUGAGAUACCCAAGAAUAAGAAGUCCUUCAGCACGGCGACCAUCCGGGCUCUGCGCACCCCGAACCUGGCGGAGGAGCUGCAGGAGGCGGAGUCAGGCGUGGCGUCCCGGAGCAGCACGCCCGAUGUGGCAGCCCCGCCCACGCCCCAGCACCACGCCCACGCCUCCUCCGACGCCGCCAAUCCUAUCCUCGUGCUGAAGUGCCACGCCUUCGUCCGGGACGACAGCUCCUCCCCAGACUCUGAGCUUCGCCUCCCCGCCACGGACAUCGACUCAGGACACUCCACGCAGCAUUCCCCCGAUGGCCCCAAGUCAAUGUCCCCGCUGGCCACUGUCAAUGGCUCCCUCUCCCCAGGUUCCCCCAGCAGCGGCGGGGUGCCCUUCUCUCAGUUGAGCCUGCUGGAAGCCACACACCGGGGGCUCUACCGCUUCAUCCCCAGACACCACGACGAGGUUCACAUUGAGAUUGGUGACCCUGUUUACGUGCAGCGGGAGGCGGACGACCUGUGGUGUGAGGGCGUCAACCUCAGGACAGGCCGCCAAGGAAUCUUCCCUGCAGCACACGUGACAGAUGUGGAUUAUUCAGACUUCGACCCCACAGUGCCCAAGGUGAAGAAGGAACGGUACCUGCUGAGUUACCUGGGCUCCAUUGAAACGCUGUGUCAUAAGGGGAACCAGGUGCUGUGUCAAGCGGUGAGAAAGAUCGCAGGGGGAGAGGAGUCGGCCCAGCACCCCCACCCCUGCAUCCUGGAAGUGUCUGAUCAGGGCAUUCGUAUGGUGGACAAGAGGAAGCCAGCGCCCAAUCAAGCGCCCUGUCACGACUACUUCUACCACCUCAAGCACGUCUCCUUCUGCGCCUUCCACCCCAAGGACCACCGCUACUUCGGAUUCAUCACCAAGCACCCCACCAGCCAACGCUUCGCCUGCCACAUCUUCAAGAGUUCCGACAGCACCAGACCUGUUGCCGAGGCCGUGGGACGCGCCUUCCAGAGAUUCUACCAAAAGUUCAUUGAAACAGCAUACCCAAUUGAAGAUAUUUACCUGGAAUAGCAUCGUCACCCCUCAGCCUCACCCCAGCGUCACCCCGUCACCCCAGGACCAACCCAGCGUCACUCCAGCGUCACCCCAUCAGCUCCCCAUAGAGAGAAACAGCUGCUGGGGUGAGAGAAGAAGUGGUGGAGGGGUGGAGGUGCAACUUUUGUCUGGUAACACUGCAGAUAUUUCAAAAGGCGACUGGAAAGAAGUGGCCUUGUCGACAGAGAGAGAGAGAGAGAGAGAGAGAGAGAGAGAGAGAGAGAGAGAGAGAGAGAGAAUAAUAA